Messenger RNA from Branchiostoma belcheri (Belcher's lancelet), 6028 nucleotides. RefSeq names its product protein dispatched homolog 3-like. The transcript is spliced from 20 exons. Lineage: Eukaryota; Metazoa; Chordata; Leptocardii; Amphioxiformes; Branchiostomatidae. Gene Ontology annotation, molecular function: protein binding. Gene Ontology annotation, cellular component: membrane. The coding region runs from base 147 to 4589 and encodes 1480 amino acids. The record is from RefSeq and is a predicted model, not a curated record.
CAGAAGCUCGUCACGUGACCAUAAUAAACAAACAUGGCGGAAAGAAGUGCAAAACUGAAGGUUGCUUAGCCAUUCCAACCACAAUUUACAGCGAUCACCGCCAUUUCUUGUUUAGAUGAAGACCUGAUAGCUAGGCUGAGUGCAGGAUGGCUUCCUUAGACGAGACCCUGUUCGCCCUGCAGCAGCCUCUCUCAGACACGGUCGUCAUGGACUCCGCUCACGAGUCCGAGAGGAGCCACCGCAACCACAGCAAUGUCACCUACCAGUCUCUCAACCCACUCAACACCGACGACUCUGAGGAACUGUCUUGCAUCUGGAGGUUUAUAGCGCUGUGUUUCACCAAGGUGUGGUCGUCCGCCCUGGUUUUAGUUGUCAGUUUUGUAAUCCCCGGGUCCCUACUUUGCGUAGCGCUCUUGGCGUACGAGAAACCGGAGAUCGACAUCUCUCUCAAUGCAUUCCAAAUCCCCAACCACAUUACCUCGGAACGGGAGGAUUCGCUGAUCGCAGCGCUGAAGGAGUACAAGAACGCACGGUCUUCGGGGAGAAGGAGGCGGGACGCUGACCAAGAGGAGGAACUGCUCGCAGCAAACAGAUUUCUCAGCAAAAAUGACUUAGAAUCUAUACAGAAUCCAGAUUUCGUGGAUUCUUUGAGACUACAGAGGCUGCAAAGAACAGAGUCGCACCGCCAAACAAAAAGAGUAGCAAAGCGUGGAACGUCACAUUUUGUAGAUCUCAUGCAAGGGCUAUUCAAGACAUCAUCUCUAACUCAAGGAAACAAGCAGCGAGCUAGGAAAAGGUCGGCUGGCGAGCGAUAUUAUGAGCAACACAAGGAAACUUUUAGAAAAAUACUUGAUGGAAAGAGGGAAAAGGAAGACCAAGGUCUUUUGUCCAGAAUCAAGAGGAACUUUUCUCCAGGAGACAGGACAGGGAAUACUUACAUCACUGCAUACACACAAACGCAGCCCAAAUGGAGGAUGCAAAUUAUCUAUGUGGCACAAGGGGAGGACAAGGAGGACCUGAACAUCUUCACCCCCGAGCGUCUCAAGACAAUCCACAAGGUCGAACAGAAGGUCAUGACGCACACCCACUUCCAGGACUUCUGCUGGAAGCCGGUCUCCAUCCGGGAGGACAAGUCUCUGGAGAAGUACGACAACUGUGCCCCGCCCAACUCACUCCUCACAUACUUCUUCCCCACCAAGCGAGACGGGAAGGUGUGGUAUGACGGACUGGGGGAGAACCUGGCUAGUGUGAAGGGGAGUCUGAUGCUGGCGCUCACUCACCCUACGUUUUACUGGUUUGUAGAUGAGAGUAUGGAUGAGAAGAACCUGAAGAGUCAGAUCCUGAGGAGCGAGGUAACAUUUGGAGCACCGCUGAAGGGUUUCCGCAGUAAGUCUGACAGGAAGGAGGAACAGGACCAACAGUUCAAGGACUGGGUCAUCACGUACAUUGAUGUCCUGGACUCCGUUUCAACCAAGGAAGUUGGCGUGCUGUAUGGAGGUCCCGCCAUCUUCGACUACGAGGUCCUGACCACGUUCUGGAGCGACGUGAAGCUGGCACUGAUCAGCGUCUGUCUCAUCUGCGCGCUCGUCUUCGUGCUGACAUCCUUCUCCGGUUGGCUGACGCUGUUUGGGAUGUGCAGCAUCAUCCUCAGCUUCAUGGUGGCCUUCUUCCUGUAUAGGGUCGUGUUUCAGAUCAAGGCUCUCGGCAUCCUGAACGGAGUCUCCGCAUUCGUCAUCAUUGGGAUAGGGGUGGACGAUGUGUUUGUCUUCAUCAACACCUUCCGUCAGGCUGCACACCUGAAGGACCCCCUGCGGAGAAUGGCGCACACGGUGAAGACCGCGGGAAAAGCCACCUUCUUCACCUCCUUCACCACAGCAUCAGCCUUCGCUGCUAACAUGUUCUCACAGAUCCCGGCUGUGCAUGAUUUUGGACUGUUCAUGUCGCUGAUUGUGAGCAGUUGUUGGUUGAUGGUGGUGCUAGUCAUGCCCCCCACCCUCAACUUCUGGCACAGGCUCUUCUCAGCGUGUGAGGCUGCAUGUUGCACAGGGUGCUGUAAGUGCAGCUGUGCAGCUGCGGACAGCCUACAGCUGCCUCCAGAUGUGGAGUGCUUCCUGUCUUCCCAUGAUCCUCUGCAAAGGAGCAGCCGUGAGGACAGUGAGGAUGACAUCCCCAUGCUGAGUAUGGAGGAGAUCGGACUGGAAGAAGAUGCUCAGUCUGAUGAUGACGUAAUGCUCCUGGACAUGGACAUGGCGGACUUACCCAUUCUGCAGCCAGAGGGGGAGGAGCCGGCAGAUUCCAUUAAACAGGAGGGGUGUCAUCUGUCUGUCCGGCUACAGGGUCUCAUGUACCACUAUGUGGCAGUGCCUGUUGUUAAGGCUCGUUGGGCCAUCGUAGUUGUUUACAUGGCGCUGCUGGCCGGUUCCCUGGUCCUGGUGACCCAGCUGACCCCUGCCUCCCACCCUCCCGAGCUGUUCCAGCCCAACACCAACCUCCAGCGUCUCCUCAACAUGAAGAACAACUUCACCGAGGCGCUCGGCUGUACAGACUGCUCCGGGCUCUUUAAGGAUAAGAACAAGGUGGUGGACAGCACGUCAGACAAGGUCACCAAGGCCAUGUCCCCAGAUAACCCAGCCCCCAUCCACGGACCACAGAAGCCAUUCACAGAAACCAGACAGACGGGCCAGCAGCAUGUCACGCCUUCUGUUGGUACUGCAGGCUUCAUCUCAAAUCGGUCCAUGUCUCCUCCCAUACCCACCACCACCCUACCUACAACUACCACCACUACUACUACCACUCAUAGAAGUACCACUGUGAAAAGGAGUGCAGACGAUAGUCAUGGCUGUUCUGCUGAGUGUGCUGCGGCCGGCUACAGUUGUGUCCCAUACAGGAGACGUUAUAUAUGUUGCUCCCUGAGGUGCUACGGUGGUGGUCGCUGUGUGAUCCGCAGCGGGAAGCCACAGUGCCUAUGUCCCCACUGCCCAGACGGCGCCGCCACGGAGAGCGACAAGGUGUGCGGGUCGGACGGGAUCGUGUACAAGAGCAUGUGUGAGCUGAACGUGUUCUCCUGCCGCUACAGUCUGGACAUCCACCGAGACAACAGCUGGGAGACUUGUAAAGCGCGCAGUGACAGUGACGGGACGGUGUCGGUCCACCCGACCCAGCCGUCGGUAGACCAGGACUUUGACCCCUGCACCCAGGUGGACUGUAACCCCGCCCCGCGCCCCAUGCUGCAGAUCUCUGCUCUCGUGUUUGUCGUCUUCGGCAUCAAGGGUGUCGACAGAACCAACGUGACAGCGGAACACGUGUUACAGGAUCAGUCAAACCUGAACCAUGAAGUACAGGGCUGGUUCAGUGCAUUCUGCCAACGUUGCUCCCUGAGGUGCUACGGUGGUGGUCGCUGUGUGAUCCGCAGCGGGAAGCCACAGUGCCUGUGUCCCCACUGCCCAGACGGCGCCGCCACGGAGAGUGACAAGGUGUGUGGGUCGGACGGGAUCGUGUACAAGAGCAUGUGUGAGCUGAACGUGUUCUCCUGCCGCUACAGUCUGGACAUCCACCGGGACAACAGCUGGGAGACUUGUAAAGUUAUUCUUCUUGUAUCCUCUCCUUCGCCAGAGGCGGAGCGUUACCUGCAGACCCUGAUGCCUGGUGGGAAGGCGUUUGAUCAGUACCCGUCCUGUCAGGACCUGCCCAAACCUAACCUGGUGCACGGGGAGACCACCAAGGCCGCGGUCGGCAUCAUCGGCCGAGAGGUCAGAUGGGUCGCCAUGUCCUUCGAAUCAACCACCUACAAGGGCCAGUCCUCCUUCUCCUCCUACCAUGACUACCAGGCCUGGGAAGCCUUCCUGAAGCAGGAGAUCGACAAGCUUCCCGCCAACUCCGGCCUGAAGUCUGGCUUCCAGACCUGCGACUACUGGAAGGAGAUCUUCAUGGAGAUUGUGGGAGUGAGCAGUGCCAUCUACGGGCUGGUGCUGUCCAUGGUCAUCUGUAUCCUGGCUGUGGUGGUGUUCACUGGACAUGUCAUGCUGCUGUUCAUUGUGUUCUUCACUAUACUUGGAGUGAUUUGCAGUGUAGUAGCUGUGUUCUUCAUUGCUGGGUGGCAGAUUGGUGCAGUGGAGGCCAUUUCUCUCUCCAUCCUGGUUGGGUCAUCUGUGGACUACUGUGCACAUCUUGUAGAGGGUUACCUUCUAGCAGGGAAAAACCCACCCAGCCAAGCUCUACAGUCCAACGCACAUUUACGGCGCUGGCGAGCAAAGGUUGCCGUCAGCCACAUCGGUGUGUCAAUCAUCAGCAGCGCCGUGACAACCAUCAUCGCCGCCAUCCCUCUCUGCUUCACCACCUUCGUCCCGUUCUCCAAGUUCGGCGAAAUCGUCGCCAUCAACACCGCCAUGUCCAUCCUGUACGCGCUCACGGCGUGCACCGCAUUCCUUGCUGUAGCGGCGCCGGCGAAGUUCCAGAGCACCUGGAAGGCCUCCCUGAAGGCUCUGAUUGGUGCAGCUGUCGUCCUAUCACUGGCAGUGCUGGCGUGUUACGUCGCGUACAGAGAAGGUGUGGUCAUACCCGGGCCUGACGGGAACUCACUGUUCCACUGACAGGGUAGCUAGAGAGAACCUGGUAUCCAACCCAUUCUAGCUCCAGUUCACUCCAACAAUUACUUCAGUCUAUGCAACAUAGUCCAGCCCGCUUCCCUAUUGUAACGUUUAGUCCUUACACUGUACAUCCUGCUUUUUUGGAGGGGGGAGAAUCAAAUAUUUUACAGCAGUGUACCAGGGAUCAGACUUCAAAAUGCUUGUUCGAACCCCAUUACCAUAAACUCACAAGGACAGUAUGACUCAGAGCUAUCGUAGGCAAAAAUUCAAAUGACAAUCUUUUCUCUAUUACGAUGCCUUGGACUUUUCUGUACAGACGUCGUUAGAGAAGCAAACCAGAGUUAGAGUAAGAUGGGUACCAGGCUUAGGUAGGGGUUAUCUCCAAGCAGAUAGAGGGAACAGAAAAACAUACAGACCACUAGAGAGACUGUGCACUUUCAAUUAUGGUGUGCUUUUAAGUUACCUAAAAUGCUAUAUAUUAUUAAUAUAAUAUAUAAUUACGUAACUUCCAAAAAUUAAAAACCCAUCCCAGACCUUUUUCUAUGUCUAACUUCCCUCUGAGUGAAUAGGAGGAUCCAGUAUUUUUUAGUUGUGAAACCAUUGCUAAAUUGCUUCAACCAAUUCAAAUUUGGUGAGGGGCUUAGACCACAGCGGAGUGAGUUCAAACAAGUUAGAGCUAUUUGGAAUGAAGCCACAGAUUGAGGUAAACCUUGCUGCAACGCAGUUCUACUAUUCCACAGUCAUGAAUUUGAAUAGUAUGGAGAGAUGGGAACUUUUUCAAUUGGCUUUUCCUCUUAGUCAACAAUGAAAUAUUAUGCACACAAACUGGUACAAGGGCUACUUAACACAGACCCUAAAGCUAAAGAUUUAUACUACCAGACACUUAGAAGAUACAUUGUACAUCUUGUGUUGCAGUCAGUGGUAAAUUGUAAAGGUUUUGUCAGUGCUAUCUGGUACAUUGGACAAUGUGGUGCGAGUGUCAAAGGUAAAAGAUAGUACAUUUAGCUUUCCAGGUAUUGUGUAAUGUAAAAUCCAGUCAGGAAGACACCAAUGGAAUUGGGAUAUGUGUAGAAGUAGGUACAGUACUUAAGAGAGUAUCAGAUGAGAGAGAGUUUUGUAGACAAUGUGAAGUGUGGAUGGUUUUCGCUUGAUGUCAAAUAUUGUGAGCCAGUUCUGAACAAAAGGAAGAUGUCUAGUAUUCAAACUGUGUUUAAAACUCUCAUUGAAGACCAUUUUCUUCAUUGAAUGCAACUUUUACAUAGCAUAGGCUGGCUAUAGGGCCUAAUUGCAUACUUCUAAUUGGUCAGCUUAACUUGAGCCAGAGUUUUUUAUUGGCCAGUAUAUACCUGACUUCACUGAUAGUUUUACCCUAAGCUUGGUUUAGCUUGCAGUUUCAUCCAAUGUGCAAUUUGCUGCUGUAAGCACAUAUUGGUAUCAGUAGU